UUGCAACGUUUGUCCUUUCUGUUUGUGCGUUUCCACAUAUUGUCCAUCGCUGCGUCUCCAAGUGAUAUGCACGUACAUAGGAAUGUUGUCAUUCAUGUUCUUAGUUUCACUUCUUACCAACCAGCUCUGGCAUCUGGGUAUGGCAUGGAUCCUCGUCAAUAUAUAUUGGCAGCAUUGGUCACUGCUCAGUCACGUCUGUACCGGGCACCAACAUAGGAGCCAUGGCGGCCGCUCAGCCUGUAGAUAUAGUAAGGGAACUGCGUGGUGUAAAUAGAUUAGUCGGCAUCUUUGUGGGCAACAGUUAUCUGUCAGUUGAAGAUGUCUAUAGGUGCCUGAAGAAUCAGCUAGAAGGUUUAAGUGAAGCAGGGAAGAAGACCGUUGGUUACAUUGAAAGAACAAUUCCGGACCAAUUCCUGCAGUUGGGAAUAACCUUCCCAGUCACGAGGCUGCAGCACGUCACUACUGAAAUUCCCACGAGGCAAAUUGUGCAGUUGGGAUAUUUCUGUGCCGGAGACCAAUCUAGAUUGCCAUGGAGCCACCCCAAUGCCAAAUUGUUAUACUGGAGCGUGGAGAUCCUCAAGGAUCAGAUAGAGGAGUUACGUCAGGAGGCUUUCCAAGCUCUUCAGGCAAUGGUCCCACCACACAAUGCCGAAGAAUUUGAAGGUGUCUUUAACCGCCAGUUUGCCAACUCUCCUGCAUUUAAUGCUGAUGCUUCUCGUUAUGGAAACUUCAAGUUCUCAUUGUCCCUAUCAGAUUUCAUGUCGGAGUAUAAGGAGCAGCACUGCCAGGGUGCCGAGCCGGAGUUCAGGGUGCUGGGCACUGCCAUGUACGAAGAGGAGAUUGCUCAUAUUGUAUUAGUGCACAGCCCUAUGACUACUGAAUUUAGUGACCUGCCCUCUGUGCCCAUUGUUGGGAGAAAUGCCAACCCCUUACCUUUUGUCUUCCGCUCCCAAGAAGAUGGAAAGUUGUAUUGGAGACCUGAGUCUACAGCCGACAUCUUAAAAAUGAGAAUCUCUGAAAAACAGUGCCGUAAGCGAGAUUGUCCCGUGAGUUGCCCUGAUUGUGAUCAUGGACAAUGUGCCCAAAAUAGAGGCACUUACUGCGUUUGGAACCAUCUGAUAUUUGUUUUCCACCUGCCUGAGAAUGAGCCCCUGAGGAUCCCUAGGGAGAAGCUGAGGGAAAGUCUCUCUGCCUGUGAGGCUCUAAGUCCAUAUCUGAGAAGAGCAGAAACAAGACUCACUCGACCAACAGCAGAAGAAAUAAUCAGAAGCCUGGAGAUAUGAGCUGCCAUCACACAUUCCUUAUAAACGAUGGGACUGAACCCCAGGGAUGGGAAGGAUUCAUCUUCUGGUGAGACCUCUGGCAAUACUCAUGGUGUGAGCUAUUAUUAAUUGCUACUAUUAUUAAUUGUAGUGGGGUACAUGGGAGGGUUGAUCAUUUUAUCUCAAGGUCCAAUCUGGAUGAAAAAUGUGGUUUUUGACGUAAUGUUAAUAUGAAGAUUUUUGGGAAACUUAUAGAAUGUCCAUUAAACCAAUUUUAAGCCCAA
Xenopus tropicalis (tropical clawed frog) is the source of this 1546-nucleotide messenger RNA. RefSeq lists its product as uncharacterized. Bases 222 to 1283 code for a protein of 353 amino acids. The transcript is spliced from 2 exons. NCBI's taxonomy places the organism in Eukaryota, Metazoa, Chordata, Amphibia, Anura, Pipidae. The record is from RefSeq and is a predicted model, not a curated record.